AUGGCCAAGAGUUUCGCAGCUGCAGUUCAAGCCGAUAGACAUAUCCUGGCUCAGACAAAAGUGGAAGAAGAGAGCGCGUCUAAAGAUCGAGGUAUUGCACGUCGAUGGACGGACGAUGAGCAUCUAGUCUUGAGCAAUGACUUCGAGGCAGAAACAGCAGGUUUAGAUGACGAGACUCUGGCAAAACUCGAGAUCUUGUAUGUGUCCGGUUUGGAGGGAUACUACGACACAGAGGAUGGGGGAAUAGCUGGGGCUGAAACUGAGCAAGCCGAGUCAUCUGCUUGGGCAGCUCGACGACCCCGUCAAUCACGACCACAACUUCGUCAAUGUGUGGCCUGUGGAGAUGAUACAGAGUUUUUCAACGUGGCGCGUGUCCCCUGUCAACACGAGUAUUGUCGUUCUUGUUUGGAGGAUCUUUUCAAAGCCUCAAUAACAGACGAAUCGUUGUUUCCUCCACGAUGCUGCCGGCAACCCAUCAAUUUGAGCACGGCUCGGAUAUUUCUCAAGUUUGAUCUCGUCCAACUGUACGAGAAAAAGAAGGUUGAAUUUGAAACGCCAAACAGAACGUACUGCUACUCUACCGAAUGUUCCGUUUUCAUCGGGGAAUCUCAUAUCGAAGGUGAAGUAGCUACAUGCCCCGACUGCCAGCGCACGACCUGCACAAAUUGCAAAGGGCGAGCCCAUACGGGAGAUUGUCCAAACGACUCUGCUAUGCAACAGCUCUUGUCAGCUGCACAAGAGAAUGGAUGGCAACGCUGCUAUUCAUGUUGGCGACUAGUGGAACUGGAUCAUGGUUGCAAUCAUAUGAUAUGCCGCUGUGGUGCCGAAUUCUGUUACAAUUGUGGGGAAAAGUGGAAGAAUUGCGCAUGUGAACAAUGGGACGAGCAUCGUCUCCUUGCGCGUGCAUACCAAAUAGUCGAUCGAGAAGUGGCCUAUCUGCCUGCCGCCAACCCCCCACCAGAUAUUCCUGAACAUCGGCUGGAGGAUCAACUUGAACCAGACAUCGACGAACCUCACAUUGAAAUUCAAGAGACACAACCAGAUGAACCUCAACGAUGCAAGAGCUCAGAGACAACCACGAGUGCUGGCAUGGUCGAUGGAAAUAUGUACGGGGACCCCAUCGAUGUGAAGAAUGCUCUCAUUAUUUGCGUCAAUAUAUAUUUGAAUGUCGUCAAUGCAGGCUCCAAGCUUGCAACCGCUGCAGAAGGAAUAGACUCUGAUACAGCCAUUCCGUGA
Messenger RNA from Penicillium crustosum, 1236 nucleotides. Its product is annotated as E3 ubiquitin-protein ligase. Gene Ontology annotation, molecular function: ubiquitin conjugating enzyme binding; ubiquitin protein ligase activity; zinc ion binding. Gene Ontology annotation, cellular component: ubiquitin ligase complex; cytoplasm. The record is from RefSeq and is a predicted model, not a curated record. Gene Ontology annotation, biological process: ubiquitin-dependent protein catabolic process; positive regulation of proteasomal ubiquitin-dependent protein catabolic process; protein polyubiquitination. The coding region runs from base 1 to 1236 and encodes 411 amino acids. NCBI's taxonomy places the organism in Eukaryota, Fungi, Ascomycota, Eurotiomycetes, Eurotiales, Aspergillaceae. The transcript is spliced from 3 exons.